This is a messenger RNA of Lithohypha guttulata, 1077 nucleotides long. It is a transcript of the gene GCS1, whose product is annotated as ADP-ribosylation factor GTPase-activating protein gcs1. NCBI's taxonomy places the organism in Eukaryota, Fungi, Ascomycota, Eurotiomycetes, Chaetothyriales, Trichomeriaceae. The record is from RefSeq and is a predicted model, not a curated record. Gene Ontology annotation, biological process: regulation of endocytosis; regulation of ARF protein signal transduction. Bases 1 to 1077 code for a protein of 358 amino acids. The transcript has 2 exons. Gene Ontology annotation, molecular function: GTPase activator activity. Gene Ontology annotation, cellular component: Golgi membrane.
AUGGCUACACAAGCGAAUUGGGAGCUUGACCCGGAGACUCGGACCAAAGCUUCACCUAAAUUUGCUGUCUUCAUUUGCUUACAAUGCGCCGGCACCCAUCGUGGACUCGGCGUCCAUAUCUCCUUCGUCCGCUCUAUAUCGAUGGACGCCUUCAAGUCGACUGAAAUAAAACGGAUGCAACUGGGAGGCAACAAAGCAUGGCAAGCUUUCUUCAAUGCUCAUUCCUCGAAAGGUGCAGACUUCGAAGAUUGUACGAUAAAAGAACGCUACGAUUCAGAGGCUGGUGAAGAGUACAAAGAACGAUUGACUGCACAAGUCGAAGACCGAGGCUUUGAUCUUGCCAAGUUCAGAGAGGAAAGAGCCAAGAUGUUACAAAAGCAGAAGGAGAAAGAGCAGAGUCGCAGUGGGACGCCUGCGGGCAUGAAUAGAAAUACUCUAGGGUCACGAACACAGUCUCCCGUUCCUGGGAAAGGUGGGAUGAUGGAUCCCGAGCAGAGAGCGAGGAAUGAAGAAUACUUCCAGCGUAUGGGAAGUGCAAAUUCCUCUAGACCUGAAAAUCUCCCACCGAGUCAAGGCGGGAAGUAUGGCGGCUUUGGCUCUGCAGUCUCAGAACCCCAGCAACAACAAGGAGGAAUGCCCUCCGCAGAUGACUUCCAAAAAGAUCCUGUAGCUGCGCUCACCCGUGGCUUUGGCUGGUUCAGCUCGGCCGUCACAAAACAAGCCAAGAUAGUGAACGACUCUUAUAUUCAGCCAACUGCGAAGAACAUUGCAUCCACAGAUUUCGCUGCUCAGGCUCAGAAAAGCCUCGCUACUGUCUCUUCCGGUGUCGCGUCCGGUGCCAAAGGUGCAACUCAGCAAUUUCACAAGUUCGUCGAAGGCCAGGACAAUGCCGCUGCCUCAGCUGCUUCCAGAAGACCAGGCGCUGAGCCCGAGCGCAAGGACUUUUGGGAUAGUUUCGGUGUAUCCUCUGACGCUCCAGCUGCUAAACCAAGCAGUAUCGGCACGAGCGCAAUGAAGAAGACCACGAACGACGUACCUGCCAAGAAGAAAGAUGAAGGCUGGGGUGACGAUUGGUGA